Molecule: messenger RNA, 1132 nt
Organism: Macadamia integrifolia
Lineage: Eukaryota; Viridiplantae; Streptophyta; Magnoliopsida; Proteales; Proteaceae
Product: aquaporin TIP2-1-like
Exons: 3
Coding region: 96-842 (248 amino acids)
Biological process (GO): transmembrane transport; water transport
Cellular component (GO): membrane
Molecular function (GO): water channel activity
Source: RefSeq, a predicted model, not a curated record
AGUAUCUAAGGAAGAAGGUCUAGCUAGUAUGUUCAUCUGACCCUUUCUCUUUGUGUUCACUAAGAGUUUCGUUCAACUUCUUCUAGCUCACAGAGAUGGCCGGAAUCGCUUUCGGGCGCUUUGAUGACUCGUUCAGCCUUGGAUCCUUCAGGGCCUACCUUGCUGAAUUCAUCUCUACCCUACUCUUUGUCUUCGCCGGAGUUGGAUCGGUCAUAGCUUACAACAAGUUGACAUCCAACGCAGCACUCGAUCCAGCGGGGCUUGUAGCUGUGGCUAUUUGCCAUGGGUUUGCUCUCUUUGUUGCAGUCUCCGUCGGUGCUAAUAUCUCCGGCGGGCAUGUCAACCCGGCCGUGACUUUUGGGUUGGCUCUUGGUGGGCAGAUCACCAUCCUCACUGGAAUCUUAUACUGGAUUGCCCAGCUUGUUGGUUCCAUCGUUGCUUGCUUCCUCCUUAAGGCAGUUACAGGAGGCAUGGCAAUUCCUACCCACACUUUGUCUGUUGGAGUUGGAGCAAUUGAAGGAGUAGUUAUGGAGAUUGUGAUCACCUUUGCUUUGGUCUACACAGUGUAUGCAACUGCUGCAGACCCUAAGAAGGGUUCCUUGGGCACCAUUGCUCCUAUUGCAAUUGGUUUCAUUGUGGGUGCCAAUAUCUUGGCAGCUGGGCCCUUCUCAGGUGGUUCCAUGAACCCUGCUCGCUCUUUUGGCCCUGCUGUUGCUAGUGGCAACUUCACUGACAACUGGAUCUACUGGGUUGGCCCCCUCAUCGGUGGUGGCCUCGCAGGGCUCAUCUAUGGCAACGUCUUCAUGAACUUUGACCAUGCUCCUCUCUCCAGCGACUUCUAAAAUUGAUUUUCAUGAGACCACACUAAUAGAAUUCUUGCUUGCCCACACCUUCUGUGGCUUUGUCUCUUCUUUGAACAGUUGUCAUGUAUGUUUGUGUUCGGGUUAUGUGCAGUUUGUGAGCUUUAUUAUGAAUUGUCUCUUUUUUGGUUCAACUUCUGGUUUGUGGGAUGUGGAGGGGCCUAGUGCUUGAUGUCAAUACUUUUUUUUAAAGGUAAGCAUGUAAGAUACUAGCAUCCAAUGCAAAUAAGGGAAUGAAUCGGCCCAAGCCUAGCAGGACCACUUGUUAGCUA